CUAUUCAGGAGAAAGUUGAUAGAUACGUGAAGUUGCAUUGUCUAUUGACCAUCGAAAUCGUACAUCUUCGCUUCAAACGAAAGUUUUAACACCGUAGGACGUAUUACAUGUACCUCCAUCCACUCUUGACUGAGGCUAACGUGACGCUACAGGUGUCAGGAGUAAUGUAAAGUAGCAACAGGUUUAACUUAAAUUAAGGCUGUCCGAUCUUCUUUGGUCUCGAUAGUAUGACAUGAAAAUGAUAUGAUUACAAAUUUAUACACUGGUAAAAUCCUCAUGGUGAUACCUGCAGGAAGGUGGCAUUAUGGCAAAGAGAAAGAACAGCAGUAUCAUGGAAGGUACCUUUUCCUCAGCUGAUGAAGGUUCCUCUGGAACAGAGUCUUCAGAUUACUUUAAACUUAUAAAACAUGAUAAAAUAUUUCCAACAAAAGCAUCAGACUGGAAAAUGAGUCAUCUCUUAGAUCUGGGUAUUUAUUAUGAUGAAACUGCCACAGAGCUUCAGACAUUUAUGUCCAUGUUGAAAGAGGGCAUUCCCAAACCCAAAUUAAUGUGUAGUGACAUAGAAAUUCCAGGAAUAAAGAAAAAGUUGAUACAAUUAACAAAAGAUUGGUGGAAAUUUUCAUUUGAUUUUGAGAGUGCAGAGAAAUCAUUGACAGGGAGUGGAGUUAGAGAAUCUCUACAGCAGACCAUGGAAGCUAUCGAAGUAUUUGAAGAAGAAAACCACAGUAUUGUUGAAAGUUUGAAAAAGAUGGAGCAAGAAGAUUGGAAAAGUUUACAAGUAUAUUCAGUAUGGAGGAUGAAUGUUUUAGAAUUCUUGAGAUAUUUUUCCAUGCUUCUAACAAGAUGGGGCAAACCAUAUCAGGGAAAGGAAAGAUUUACCAACCUCUUAAUGGCUUUCUCAAAAAUCUGCUUUCUUUAUCCUGAGCCAGGAAAGACUCUCUGUGAGAUAAUACAAAUCAAGGACACCAUGGUCCAGGGCUCACCAGAUAUUCGGUUUUUGACUUUUCCUACAUCUACCUCAAAGAAAAAUUCGGAACUUCUUGUAGUUACCAAGGUACAGCAGUAUGAUGCAUUCAUAGGAGACUAUGCUAAAGGAGAGACAUUCACAUUUGAACAUCUGUCAAAGAUAGUGUUAGGUCAACAUGGAAUUGAACUGUUGAUAGAAAGAGAAUCUUCAUUUUUCUUCCCAGCAGGAGUGGUGGGUCUUCUGUGUAUAGGGACAAAAGUUAUUUUCACAUUCCUUCAGAUAAGUCAAGGGCAUUACCAGAUGAUCAGGGAAAGAGGAAAGGUUGACAAGACAAACAGGGCGACUAUAUCUUACACGAAACCUUAUGAUUACAUGUCUGCCACUGACCGAGCAGAAAUCUUAGAAGCUCUCUAUUGUCUUGGCUUUAUACAGUCUAAUCCUGAGCAGUUUAGCUAGAAAUAGGAGGAUUUUUGAAUAUUAUGUUUACAAUAUUGAGGUCAUUAUGUGCGAUAUGAUAUUUUCUGUAACUAUUCAUAAUUUCAUGCAAUCAGACAGUAUUACUAAAAUGGAGAGAAUGGUGUGUGUCUGUGUUUCUUUCACAUAUUCAAUCAUCAGGUCAUAUUGCAUGCACAUGCCAAGUGUAUAUAGUGUGUACACAACUUACUGGAAUUUGACUAAAUAAAACAAAACUGAG
Molecule: messenger RNA, 1661 nt
Organism: Saccostrea echinata
Lineage: Eukaryota; Metazoa; Mollusca; Bivalvia; Ostreida; Ostreidae
Exons: 6
Coding region: 305-1423 (372 amino acids)
Source: RefSeq, a predicted model, not a curated record